AUGGAGGAGGACGGCAGGGUGGGAGAGGGAGCGACAGGAGCAAGAGGAGUCAAGGGGGGGGCGGGAAAGGAGUUCCGGUUGGGGGAGGAGGAGGAAGAGGCAGCUGCGGUUGUAGGUCAAGGUGCUGCUGCAGGCGAUGGAGCAACUGCUGGAGCUGGAGGAGGAGGUGCCAGAGCUGCUGCUGGUGCUGCUGUUGCUGCGGUUGCUGCUGCUGCUGCUGCUGCUGCUGCUGCUGCUGCUGCUGCUGCUGCUGCUGCUGCUGCUGCUGCUGCUGCUGCUGCUGCUACUACUGCUGCUGCUGUUGCUGCGGAGGAGGAGGAGGAGGAGGAGGAGGAGGAGGAGGAGGAGGAGGAGGAGGAGGAGGAGGAGGAGGAGGAGGAGGAGGAGGAGGAGGAGGAGGAGGAGGAGGAGGAGGAGGAGGAGGAGGAGGAGGGGGAAGGAGGAGGAGGAGGAGGAGGAGGAGGAGGAGGAGGAGGAGGAGGAGGAGGAGGAGGAGGAGGAGGAGGAGGAGGAGGAGGAGGAGGAGGAGGAGGAGGAGGAGGAGGAGGAGGAGGAGGAGGAGGAGGAGGCUGA
Closterium sp. NIES-65 is the source of this 573-nucleotide messenger RNA. NCBI's taxonomy places the organism in Eukaryota, Viridiplantae, Streptophyta, Zygnematophyceae, Desmidiales, Closteriaceae. The record is from the annotation of a GenBank genome assembly.